Messenger RNA from Caenorhabditis elegans, 1203 nucleotides. RefSeq names its product Serpentine receptor class epsilon-33 (gene sre-33). Lineage: Eukaryota; Metazoa; Nematoda; Chromadorea; Rhabditida; Rhabditidae. The record is from RefSeq and is marked reviewed. Gene Ontology annotation, biological process: sensory perception of chemical stimulus. The coding region runs from base 124 to 1203 and encodes 359 amino acids. The transcript is spliced from 5 exons. Gene Ontology annotation, cellular component: membrane.
ACUUUGCUUCUGAUUCAGCGACAUGAUCCUGGCGCCGAAAACUGAUCGACAGGUGCUUUAGACAUUUGCUUAUAUUGAUUUCAGUUUUAGUACAACUUAUGUGUUGAGCUAGCUCUUUUUAUCAUGAUAAUAAAUUCUAAUUCAUCAACCAUUUUCUCAUCUAUAUGGCUUCCAGUAUUCUUUUACGUUGAGCCGUUAGAUCAACAAGUUAUCAUAUCAAUACUGGAACUUAUGAUCUACCUUGUCUGCAUUCACCUGGUAAACGUGAGCCUCCAUGUUGCUCUGAAAAUUCGUCUGUUUCACCGUAACCUCUAUAUUUUGGCGCUUCCCAUGUUUGGCAUGUGGUAUGAGCUUAUCAUUGGGAAGUUUAUCACUAUAGCCUAUCGGCUGAAACUUCUGGGCCUAGACUUUGAGCUCGGCGAGCACACCGCGAUCUGGACGAAUGAUCCCGGAAAAGUUUUAUUGGUGGCGUCACUGAACGGCUUGGAACUAUUGAUUUUUGGUGGAUUUCUGCAGUGGCAUUAUAUGUAUUCUUGGAUUUUUGGUGUGCUUACAGUUGCGGUAGAGCGGGUGAUUGCUUCAGUGUUAAUAGAAAACUAUGAAUCCAACACCCAAAACCUAAUGCCAGCAAUUCUCCUUAUUAUCAGCCAAUUUUUAUCAAUCUCCAUGGCUUUUGGUCUUCUGUUUCAAAAGGUCGGACCACUUUCUGCUCAUUUCCCCUGGAUGAUAAGCUGCCCGAUUUCAGUGGCUGCAUAUGUGUUCGUGAAAAAAGUCAAUGAAUCGUUCCGACGGGAGAUUAAGAAUCCGGGUAGGAAGCGAAUUUUCACACUUUCCCAGCAGUUUCAAGUCAAGGAGAAUCUAAGAGUGUUACAUCUUGGUACCCGCUUGGUCUUUGCCGUCCUAUCUUUUAUCGGAAUUUGUGGGUGUGGAAUCGCGGCGCUCCACUACAAAAUUGUACCGUCCUACUAUUGCCAUCUCAUCGAAAAUGUGCUCUUUUUAAACCCAUUUCUCAUUGGCUUAACCGCAAUGUUGAGCAUUCCGCAGUGGAAAGAGCAAUUUAUGAAGUCAUUUUUGACGGUACGGUUGUUCAGAAAUAGACGAAAACCUGUGCAUAUUGUCGUGGAAAUUGAGGAGUGUGCGAAAAAGAAGAACGAUGUGGAGACUAAUUUAUAUUUUAAGCAAUUGGCGAAUUCUUGGAUUUGA